Molecule: messenger RNA, 3578 nt
Organism: Passer montanus (Eurasian tree sparrow)
Lineage: Eukaryota; Metazoa; Chordata; Aves; Passeriformes; Passeridae
Gene: FBXW5
Product: F-box and WD repeat domain containing 5
Exons: 9
Coding region: 219-1979 (586 amino acids)
Biological process (GO): protein ubiquitination
Cellular component (GO): Cul4-RING E3 ubiquitin ligase complex; SCF ubiquitin ligase complex
Molecular function (GO): protein binding
Source: RefSeq, a predicted model, not a curated record
GGGCGGCGCCGCCGCUGCAGGGGCGCUCGUGAGCGAUCGCGCCGCGCUCGGCUCGCUGUGCCUGGCACGCUGCGGGGACCUCUGUGCUCGAGGCGUCGGGGCUGCGGCUGGACGCGCUCCGUGAUUGGCUGGCGCGGGAGCGCCGGCAGCGCCGGCCGGAAGUGGCGCGGCGGGGCGGGGGCAGCGGAGCCGCCGAGGCGCGGCGGCAGAAUGCCACGAUGGCCGCGGGCUGCCCCCGGCUCCCGGACACCGUCCUGUUCGAGAUCUUCCUGUACCUGGACCACGCCGACGUGCUCUCGGUGGCGCUUGUCUGCCAGCAGUGGCGCGCCGUGGCCCGCGACGAGUUCCUGUGGAAGGAGCUGUUCUACCGCUACUACCGCGUGUCCCGGGACGUGCCGCGGCACCCAGGUGCUGUCUCGUGGUACGAUGAGUUCCAGAGGCUCUACGACACCAUCCCUUGUGUGGAGGUGCAGGCCCUGAAGGAGCACAAUGACCAGGUUUUGCACCUGAGCUUCUCCCACUCUGGCUGCCUGUUUGCAUCGUGCUCCAAAGACUGCACGGUCAAGAUCUGGAGCAAUGAGCUGGACAUCUCCCUGCAGCACAGCUCCAACAUGAGGCCAUACAACUGGAGCUACACCCAGUUCUCCCAGUUCAACUCGGAUGACUCCCUCCUGCUGGUGUCCGGUGUCUUUGUGGGGCCUCACAACUCCUCCUCGGGGGAGAUUGCAGUGAUCAGCAUGGAGAACUUCACUCUGCUUUCCAGGGUGAGGAAUAAGCCCUAUGAUGUGUUUGGCUGCUGGCUGAAUGAAACCAACUUGAUAUCAGGCAAUCUGCAUCGGAUCGGGCGCAUCACCUCCUGCUCGGUGCUGUGGCUGAACAAUGCCUUCCAGGGCAUUGAGUCUGAGAAUGUGAAUGUAGUGAAGAGACUGUUCAAAAUCCAGAACCUGAAUGCCAGCACCAUCCGGACUGUGAUGGUGGCUGACUGCAGCCGGUACGAUUCCCCGGAUCUGCUCCUGGACUACGAGGAGCAGCUGGCUGCUUCCUCCACCUGCCCGCUCUUUGAUCUCGGCAGUGACAGUGAGGAGGAAGGGGCCAAGCCCAGGCCGCCUCCGGAGCCAGCCGUACAGGAAUUGCCGGAUGCUGGGGCUGUGCCAGCGGAGCAUGGGCUGCAGCAGCUCUUUGAUGGUAUCAUGGAGGGCCACGUGAGGCCUGCCCUGACCGAGACAGAGCUGGAGACAAAGGUGGCCGAGCUGUUUGUGCGAAACAGAACUAAACCGCCCGAGCCAAACCUGCUCCCCACAGACAGCAACAGCAAGACAAAGUACUUGAUCUUCACCACAGGAUGCCUCACCUACUCCCCGCACCAGAUAGGGAUUAAAAGGAUCCUGCCCCAUCAGAUGACGACGGCAGGGCCAGUGCUGGGGGAGGAGCGGCGCUCGGAUGAGUUCUUUGACUCCCUGGAUCACGUCAUCGACAUCCACGGGCACAUCAUUGGCAUGGGCCUCUCCCCUGACCACCGGUACCUGUAUGUGAACAGCCGGGCCUGGCCGCGGGACUGCGUCAUCUCGGACCCGAUGCAGCCGCCUCCCAUCGCCGAGGAGAUCGACCUGCACGUGUUUGACCUGAAGACCAUGAAGGAGGUGAAGCGAGCGCUGCGCGCACACCGGGCCUACACGCCCAACGAGGAGUGCUUCUUCAUCUUCCUGGACGUCAGCAGGGACUUUGUAGCGAGUGGGGCAGAGGAUCGACACGGCUACAUCUGGGACCGGCACUACAACAUCUGCCUGGCCAAGCUGCAGCAUGACAACGUGGUGAACUCGGUGGCAUUCAGCCCGGUGGAGCAGGAGCUGCUGCUAACAGCCAGUGAUGACACCACCAUCAAGGUGUGGCGGUCCCCGCGGGCCGUGCGCAUCCGCCAGGCCAGGAGGCCUCGGCCCAGGAAACUGCUCUUCUCCUGGCUCUUGAACCAGAAAAGCUGAACCCAGGUACAUCUGCUCCUGCAGCUUCCUCACUGCAGCACCUCCUUCUGAUCUCACAGAGCCCUGUGCCCCGCACAGGGAUGAGCUCUAGGCACACAAAUCCUAUGGCUGAGCCAGGAGGGGCCCUGGCAGCAGGAGUCGCCUCCUCGAAGCAUCGGCUUCAGACAGGACAUAAGAGCUGGGGCCCUGUUGUGGUUCUGUUGGGCAGCAGCUGAGCUGGUCACUGCAGGGUGGGCUCCCACAGCUUCUCACCAGCAUCGCUACUUGGGCAUAGCUCUCUGGGUGAGCUCUGGGCACAGGGGACACUGAGGCACGUCCAGUGGGGGCCUGUGUGAGCUGGGUACGUGGCCAGCCACACUGGGAGCCACCAGCUGCAGAGUGGCAGGAGCCACGGUGCAGCUGUGCUGCCUGACUGCAGGACUCUCUUAAUAUUGGCGUUUUAUUAAUGUGUGUUUGUCCCAAAGCUCCACGGGCAACUCGUCUGGCUGCUGCGGAAUGUCAAGUGCCUCUUCCCCACGGCACCUCUGCCCAGGAGGGCAGCAGGGACUGGGGGCAGUGAGGGGGCAGCAGGGCCAGGGCUGGGAGCCUGACUGGCCCCAGGGUCUGUGUAUUGGUAUUGCCAGUUUCCAAACUUGGGAGGGGGAGGGCUGGUGGUCACAUGGUGCUGGCUUUGCCUCUGUCUUCCUCUGAGUAGCACUUCAAUAAGCUAUGGAUCGGGAACGUAUUUAUUGUGGGGGAUCUGCUGUCCCUUUCUGGGGUACCCAUGAGGACAGCUUACCUCCUGCCCAUGCUACCCAUGGCACUUUAGGUUCUUUUGGAAUGUUCUCUGUGAAUAAGUGGAGGCACCCACAAGUGCUGCAGGUAUUCAUUCACCUGCAGGUGAUGGGGAUGGAGCCCUCCUGCCUGCAGCUGCUGCCCUCCUGACAGCUGAAUAAGCUCCCUGUCCCUGGGGCUGACCCACCACGGAGGGGGUCAGCUCCUCCAGGACCCCACAGGCAGUGGGGAUGGUCACUUGAGUUAUUAUGGACUCAGUGGUAUUCACUGUCUGUCCCCUGAGCUUCUGUCCCUGUAGCAAGUACCCAAAUGUCAGAGUCUAAAAUGGCGCUCCUAAUCUUGACCUGGCCUAGAUGGGACCCUGAGGAGCUGCUGUUGCUCCUGGAAGCAGGGCUGGGAAGGAACUGCAGGGGGAGGCAUUUUGGGGCCCCCCUGGAAGCUCCAGUGCAGGUGCCUGUGCCAUUCCCAAUCUGGGGUUGCUGAUAAACCUGGCAGAGGUGGCAUCUUCUGUCACAAUGGCACUGAUGGCUUUAACAGCCUCUGCAGCAGGAGGGUCAGCACCUGUGUCCUGCUGUGCCCCAGCUUCAUCCAAAACCCCCGUACUCAGGUUUUCUGUCAUGAAAUUAGGGGUUCCUUCCUGUGUGUGCACACAGGCUCCACACCCUGCUCUGUCCAGUCACACAGUGAAGGAACAACCUCCCCUUCCUCCCCCAACUGUGAACUCUCCACCCGUGGCUCGGUGCAGCAGCAAGCAAGGCACUGAGGUGUUGUUUGUACUGAGUUUUGCUCUUCACUCUGGCAUUGAAUAAAUACUCUGCUAAAGCA